Schizosaccharomyces cryophilus OY26 is the source of this 2909-nucleotide messenger RNA. RefSeq names its product DUF423 protein. NCBI's taxonomy places the organism in Eukaryota, Fungi, Ascomycota, Schizosaccharomycetes, Schizosaccharomycetales, Schizosaccharomycetaceae. The record is from RefSeq and is a predicted model, not a curated record. The coding region runs from base 842 to 1198 and encodes 118 amino acids. The transcript is spliced from 3 exons.
CAGAACACUAGGAGAUGGAGUAGAGUCGAAAAUAGGGUUGUUUUGAAAUUCAACAGAUUGAAUAACGAACGUAGUAUCGCUUUGUUCAUUCACAACUCGAGCAAACUCUUCACCUACAGUAGCAUUCCAUUCCCUCAACUAUUGUUCUUGUGAUUAGUACAUUUAAUCCAUAUGUUGAAGAAUACCUUUUCGAUGAUAUUAAUAAAUGGUUUUGAAAGACGGCUCAUUUCGCUUAUUUGAGAAUGACGAUAGGGUCUUUCUCCGGUGAGUAUCAGAAUUUCAGAAAAUGCGAGCUGGACGUUUCCAGAGACAUUAAUUCUAUUUUUAAGUAUACAGAAAUCAAUUGUGAUAGUCAGUUUAUCUAGUUUUCCAAUACGCAGUAAAAUAUCGAAUAUAGGGACAUGGAAGCAGGUACUAGGUAUAUAAAUAUCCUCGUUUUUGCAAUUUCAAUAAGAAAACCCCGUUUUUAGCGUUUCAUAUUGUUCUUCUGUUUUUAUUUUUUAUAAAUUCCGUUUUAACGUUGAUGAUAUGAAAUGAACUUUCCAUGCUGCUUUUCCAUAUGACACUGACCUUUGUUGAAAGGUGAAGGAAGUAAAUUCAAUAUCAUUUUUAUAAAAAAUAAAUACUGAUGAAUGAUCAUACCAGGAAUCUCUUGUAAGCUCCAACUCUCACAUUGCCAAAGGCAGGCAGGCAGACAGCCUUGAUCUUUCACUAUACCUCUAUCAAGGUCUUUCACAAGCGAACAAUUAAAGUCGAAAGUGUCAAAAACGCCUUGGAAAUUGAUUGAAAUAAAUUUAAAGACAUUUGAAGUUACUCGUACAUUGACUAGAGAAUUAUAAGGAUGGCAGUCUGGAAUGCAGCAGCUCUAAUGGGACUUUUAGGCGUUGGCUUAGGAGCGUAUGGCUCUCAUGGCUUGCAAAAACGCGUUCAAGACCCUCACUUAUUGAAGUCUUGGUCCACGGGUUGUACCUACUUGAUGUUUCAUUCCCUAGCUGUCAUGGCCAUCUCUCUCCAUCCCAAGUAUGGCAGGUCAAGAUGGACCACUCCUCUGAUGAUUGGUGGCAGUACGCUGUUCUCGGGAAGCAUCUUUGCUCUUGUGUUACUACCAAAGACAUCGUCCUUCCGUAAAUUCUUGGGUCCUGUAACUCCUUUGGGUGGUCUCUUGAUGCUUGUUGGUUGGUCUACAAUGCUCGUCUAAUUCAUGAAUUUGACGAAAUCAACGUUUCUGGCUAUGGCUUGGCUUUUAGAGGGAGCUGCUUUUAGAUGUGAAUUACAAUGGAUGAGUUUUUCAGUGUAUUUUUUAAGCAUAUGACAUGUGACUGAAAGUCGAAGUGAAUUUCUGAUUAAAUAUCAAACCAGCAUUUUAAUGAAAAAAAAAAAAAAAAAUACUACAAGCAUAAAUAAAGACACACACACACACACACACACACACACACACACAUACAGAGGAAUGACAACAAUAACGAUUGAUUAGGUAUUAUACAUGAAACAACACAUAAAGCAUGAAAGGGAGAUUAAUUGUUCAAGUGAAUCAAGUUUUUUUCUUGCAAAUAAGCAACAAUCUUUUCCACAGAUUGUUCAGUGGACAUAUUAUGGGAAGAGACAACGACUUCAGGAGCAAGAGGAGCUUCAUAAGGCGCGGAGAUGCCAGUGAAUUCCUUAAUCUCACCGGCACGGGCACGCUUGUAAAGACCCUUGGGAUCGCGUUGCUCAGCUACCUCAACAGGGCAAUCGACCAAGACCUCGAUGAAAGGUAAGCCAUCCUUGUUGUGGGCUUCACGAGCUUGGUCACGGUCUUUACGAUAAGGAGAGAUGAAAGAAGUGAUGGAGACGACAGAAGCGUCAGCAAACAGUUUAGCAACAUGACCAAUACGACGGAUAUUUUCAUUACGAUCCUUUUCGCUAAAACCAAGGUCGCUGUUGAGUCCAAAACGCACAUUGUCACCGUCCAAGCGGUAAGAGGUAAUACCAUUUUGCAAAAGGUAUUGUUCUAAAGCACAAGCAAUGGUGGAUUUACCAGAGGCUGAUAAGCCAGUCAGCCAGAUGGUCAUGCCCUGAUGACCUAAGAACUUGGUACGUUCAUCUCUUGUAACAGAACCAGGAUGAAAAGUGAUGUUGGUAGCCAUUUCACUGUCUAUAUUGUAUUCUAUUAUUCUAUUGUAGUGUACGGUACUGUACAAUGUUGGAUUAUAAAGAAAACAAAAGGAUGAAUGAAUUCAAGAAGAGAGUAGAAAAAAAAAAAAAAACCAGGCAGUUCUACGGUGACAAGAAGCAAAGAUCCAACUACCGCAAACAAGGGAAUAUGCCAGAAAAAAAGGACCUGCUAAAGGGAAAAAAGAAACAAUAAGAGAGGAGCAAAAUACGAUGGACCGGGAUUUAUCCUUCUUAUAUUUCCGUCAAAUGUCAAAUACUCGACAGUCACAUGGAAUGUCGCAAUAGAGCUAAUGAUUGCGCAAGGCCGAUAUCGAACGUUAAUUUGUCUCGGUUAUGGUUCGAGUUUAAAUUUUUUUUUUUUUUGGUGGUUUCAUGUGACAUAAGUAUUCAUGGUAAACAAAGGAAGGAAGAAAAAAAAACAACAGCAGCAGCAAUGGUAGUAGGCCCUGCCCUACCUGCUUGCCCUCCCUCUAUAAAAUUGAACGCACUACACAAAAAGACGAAAAAGCGUAUUUUACUCAGCCGAUAACAAUUUAUAAAAUUAAUAUAUUCUCGUUUCUUUGAUUUUCAAUUUAAGGAAUUGAAAAAAAUAUAUAAAAACAAGGGGCCAACCGGAUUUGAACCAGUGACCUGGGGAGCUGCAAUCCCUCACUCUACCACUGAGCUAUGACCCCAAGUUCGAUGAAUGAAAAAGCUAUAGCAUACAUAAGUAGAUUGGCAGAUAAGGAUUCGUGAUGAACGAUUGUAGGCUGAAU